Molecule: messenger RNA, 1827 nt
Organism: Eurypyga helias (sunbittern)
Lineage: Eukaryota; Metazoa; Chordata; Aves; Eurypygiformes; Eurypygidae
Gene: LPIN3
Product: lipin 3
Exons: 14
Coding region: 4-1827 (607 amino acids)
Biological process (GO): triglyceride biosynthetic process; cellular response to insulin stimulus; positive regulation of transcription by RNA polymerase II
Cellular component (GO): nucleus
Molecular function (GO): phosphatidate phosphatase activity; transcription coactivator activity
Source: RefSeq, a predicted model, not a curated record
ACAAUGAACUACGUGGGGCAGCUUGCAGAAACUGUCUUUGUCACAGUGAAGGAGCUGUACCGGGGCCUGAACCCUGCCACCCUGACGGGCUGCAUCGAUGUGGUCGUGGUGAGGCAGCCCGAUAACUCCUUCCAGUGCUCCCCAUUUCACGUGCGCUUUGGGAAGCUGGGUGUGCUGCGCUCCAAGGAGAAGGUGGUUGAUAUCGAAAUCAAUGGGGAGCCGGUGGACCUGCACAUGGAGCUGGGUGACAAUGGAGAGGCCUUCUUUGUCCAGGAGUCGGAGGAAAAUGAGGACAGCAUCCCCUCCAGCCUCUGCACAUCACCCAUCCCUGGGGAGGAGACCUCCAGCACUGAAGCCAACCCGCGCAAGAGGAGGCGGCGCAGGAGGAAGCCUAAGCGGAAGGAGAUGCUGGACUCCCAGUUAGAAGGCUGCCAGGAGGCUGUAAGCGAGGUCUCCAUGGACAAGAGCGAUCCAAUGUAUUUCUCCUUUGCUGACCUCCCUGAAGAAGAAACUGGGUCGUGUCAGUCCCCGGAGAUGCAUCCUUACUCUGAUGGGGAGCUGGCCUCCAUGGACAGCCCCACCCUAGGCCUUCUGUCUUCUCCCAAAAGUGACUCUGAACUGGAGAUCAGACCACAGGAGAGUUUUGCUCUAGGGGCUGAAUCCCACAUGCAGUGGGCAUGGGGAAGGCUGCCUCAGGAUGGGAAUGGCCUCCCCAGGCUGAAGGACAUCCCCAGUGGUCUGGGGGCAGAGAGCUUGGUGGAGGCCACCUCAGCCCCACAAGAGAAACAGGAGGGAGGUGGGAGUGUUGUGCCAGAGGUGGAGCCUUUUGGGGGAGCCACUGUUCCAAGGCAGGGGGGCUCAGAGGGCGCUGCGCUCCAGCUGGAAAGCCAGAGGAGACAAGGAUCCAUCAAAAGAAGUCCUCACUUGGGUCCCAGUGGAAUUUACCUGGAAGACCUCUCCAGCCUGGAUGAGGAGCAGGUGGCUCUCUAUUUCCCCAGGAGUGACACAGAGCAGAGUUCAAAGCCUGUGGCAGACCCCAGCAACCCUCUGUGUGUCCAGCUGCUGUCCAACUUGCCUGCUGACAGCCCCGCAGACUCAGACUCUGAUUUGAUGCCCACAAUUGCGCUCUCACUGUGUGGAGGCCUGGGGGACAGCAGGCAGAUCUCUCACGAGAAGUUCAUGGAGCACAUGGUCUCCUACCAGCAGUUUGCUGAGAAUCCAGGACUCAUCGAUGACCCGAACCUGGUGAUACUGAUCAACAAGAAGUAUUAUAGCUGGGCAGUGGCUGCUCCCAUGAUCCUGUCCCUGCAGGCUUUCCAGAGGAACAUUCCUGAGAGCACCAUCGACCAGCUGGUGAAGGAGAAGAUGCCCAAGAAAGGCAGCAGAUGGUGGUUCUCCUGGAGGAGGAGAGAAUUCCCAGCAGAGGAGGUGUCUGCAGUGGUGGCUGUGACAACCAUGUCCCCAGGGCAGGAGGAGGAGGUGUCUUCCAGUGAUGAUGAGCCUCUGCACUCCGAGGACAUGUUGGCAGAUGCACAGAAACCUCAGCCAACCCACAAGAAAUCCCUGCGACUCUCCUCUGAACAAAUAGGAAGGCUGAAUUUGCGGGAUGGCCCCAAUGAGGUGGCAUUCAGUGUGACGACUCAGUACCAGGGCACGUGCCGCUGUGAGGCCACCAUCUACCUGUGGAACUGGGAUGACAAGGUGGUGAUCUCGGACAUUGACGGCACCAUCACCAGGUCCGAUGCUCUUGGGCACAUCUUGCCACAUCUAGGAAAAGACUGGACUCAUCAUGGGAUUGCUAAGCUCUUCCACAAAAUCCACCUGUAG